AUGGGCAACUUCAGGAUUAAUGGCUCUAAUGCUCCCAGCUUUAUACUGACAGGUUUCCCAGGGAUGGAGGCCAUGGAGCUCUGGUUAUCCCUCCCUCUUCUUCUAUUCUAUGCCAUCUCCAUUGUAGGCAACAGCCUGAUACUCCUUAUUGUCAAGCAGGAGCAGAGCUUGCACCAGCCCAUGUACUACUUCUUGUCCCUGCUCUCAGUCAAUGACUUGGGUGUGUCCUUCUCCACAUUGCCAACUGUGUUGGCUGCCCUGUGCUUUCAUGCCCGAGUGAUCUCCUUUAAAGCCUGUUUGGCCCAAAUGUUUUUCAUCCACCUCUUCUCUUGGACAGAGUCUGGCAUUCUUCUGGCUAUGAGCUUUGAUCGCUAUGUGGCCAUCUGUAACCCACUGCGCUAUGCUGCAGUGCUCACCAAUGCUCGCGUGGUGGCCAUGGGCUUGAGUGCCGUCCUCCGCAGUUUUGUGCUCAUCCUGGUCUUCCCACUGCUGCUGCACAGACUGCCCUUCUGCCACCCACAAAACAUUCUCUCCCAUGCCUACUGCCUUCAUGUGGACAUGAUUAAAUUGGCAUGUACUGAUGUCUCCCUCAAUAGCCACUAUGGGCUGUCCAUUGUUUUGUUCACCUUUGGCCUGGACUCUGCUCUGAUCCUUAUCUCCUAUGUCCUCAUCCUGCGAUCUGUAUUAGCAAUCGCCUCUCAGGAGGAGCGCCUCAAGACACUGAACACAUGUGUGUCCCACAUCUCAGCUGUGCUUAUCUUCUAUGUGCCUAUGGUUAGUGUUUCCAUUGUCCAUCGAUUUGGGGCUGGUCUACCCCAUGCUGUCCAUAUCCUUAUGUCUAUUCUCUAUCUCUUUGUGCCUCCCAUGCUAAAUCCUAUUAUCUACUCCAUUAAGACAAAGGAGAUAAGACACAGACUUCUCAAAAUGCUCUUCAGAGUCAAGGUCUGA
Lepus europaeus (European hare) is the source of this 948-nucleotide messenger RNA. RefSeq names its product olfactory receptor 51I2-like. Gene Ontology annotation, biological process: G protein-coupled receptor signaling pathway. The record is from RefSeq and is a predicted model, not a curated record. Bases 1 to 948 code for a protein of 315 amino acids. The transcript has a single exon. Gene Ontology annotation, molecular function: G protein-coupled receptor activity; olfactory receptor activity. NCBI's taxonomy places the organism in Eukaryota, Metazoa, Chordata, Mammalia, Lagomorpha, Leporidae. Gene Ontology annotation, cellular component: membrane.